This is a messenger RNA of Purpureocillium lilacinum, 1611 nucleotides long. RefSeq names its product NAD-dependent histone deacetylase sir2. The record is from RefSeq and is a predicted model, not a curated record. Gene Ontology annotation, molecular function: NAD+ binding; histone H4K16 deacetylase activity, NAD-dependent. Lineage: Eukaryota; Fungi; Ascomycota; Sordariomycetes; Hypocreales; Ophiocordycipitaceae. Gene Ontology annotation, cellular component: nucleus.
AUGACCAUGAAACGCGCUCCCGCAGGCAAGGCCGCCGCCGUGGCCCUGCCGCCGCGAAGGGGCAACCCGGACGCGCUCGACAGCCUGCCCGCCAACCCGACGCUCGAGGACAUCAAGCGCGCCGAGGCCAACGUCUCGCUGGCCGAGCUCGAGGACCGCGUCAACGACGUCCGCGAGUCGUGGGACACGGACUCGUUGUUUGAGGAUGCCUUUCUCGAGCUGUCGUCGUCGUCGGAUGCCGACGGCGAGAAGAAAUCAGACGCGUGCUCGCCCGAAGAGGCCAGCCGCCUCCGCAGGGAACUGCGCGAGUACGGCCCGGCCGUCUUCUGCCAGCGCACCGUAGACGCCGGCCGCUACACGGCCAAGAAGCUCCUCACGGCCUUCAACAUCCGCGCGCCGGCCUUCCUCGACGGCCAGCCCGACGAGGCCUACUUCAGCCUCCUCUCGCUCGCCAUGUCGCGCGAGCUGUCCAAGCGCGCCAAGCUGUCGCGCUACAACUCGGUCGACGACGCCGUUGACCUGGUCCGCCGCUCCUCCAACAUCAUCGUCAUCACCGGCGCCGGCAUCUCCACCUCGCUCGGCAUCCCCGACUUCCGCUCCAAGGGCACCGGCCUCUACUCCAAGCUCGAGCACCUCGGCCUCGGCGACCCCCAGGAGGUCUUCGACAUUGACGUCUUCAAGGAUGAUCCCACCAUCUUCUACUCGGUCGCCCGCGACAUCGUCCCCGCCACGGACCGCUUCACCCCGACGCACAAGUUCCUCGCCAUGCUGCACCAGCGUGGCAAGCUGCUCACAAACUACUCCCAGAACAUCGACAACCUCGAGGUCAAGGCCGGCCUGCCCAAGGACAAGCUCGUCCAGUGCCACGGCUCCUUCGGCACCGCCUCGUGCGUCCAGUGCGGCUUCCAGAUGGACGGCGAGGCCAUCUUCCCGGACAUCAAAGCCGGCAACAUCCCCCGCUGCCCGCGCUGCGUCCAGGCCCUGCUCGCCGGCAACGGCAACGGUCGCCGCCGCAAGCGCAAGCGCUCCGCCGGCGCCAACGCCUCGUCCCGCCGCAAGGUCCGCCGCUCCGCGAGUGGCGACUCGACCGACGACGACGACAACUCCGACUACGACCUCCCCGAGGCCGGCGUCAUGAAGCCCGACAUCACCUUCUUCGGCGAGGCCCUGCCCGACGAGUUCUCCAAGCGCCUGACCACGCACGACCGCGAAAAGGUCGACCUCGUCAUCGUCAUCGGCACCUCCCUCAAGGUCACCCCCGUCUCCGAGAUCGUCAGCUGGCUGCCGCCCCAGAUCCCCCAGAUCUACGUCUCGCGCCAGCCCGUCAGCCACAUCAACUUUGACAUUGACCUGCUCGGCGACUGCGACGUCGUCGUCGCCGAGCUCUGCCGCCGCCUGGACUGGCCCAUGCGCCACGAGAUGGCCGUCCCCGAGGGCCAGCCCAUCGACGUCGUCACCGAGCCUGGCUACCGCAGCAGACACGUCUUCGAGGUGCGCGUGCCGUCGGCUGAGAACGGCGCAACAGACACGGCCAAGAACGGGACCGCCGCCCCCACGAAUGGCGAUGUCAAAAAUGGCUCUGCCGCCAAGAAGCCUGUUGCAAGCUCGUGA